AUGAAUUCUAUAAUAAUAAAAAAUAAACUAAGCAACUUAUAUGAGAUCAUUCGAGAAUCAAAAUCUAAGAAUUAUUUCAAUCCAUCAUUUAUUUGGAUUUUAUAUAUUGGAAUGAGAUUGAGUUAUAUUCUAAGAGUAGAUCAAUUCAAUCAAUAGGAAUAUUAAGUAUUUAAAAUUUUAUUACUUUUUAGGACAAAUAAUUAAUGCUUAUAAAAAACUUAAUCAAUUGGUUUCAUUUAUUGAAACCAAUCUAAUCUAUAGAAAUGGAUUCAUUUAAAUCUCUUAUUGUAAUAUUAAUUUCUAUAGUUCAUUGGCUAUCUUCUUUGAUCACAUUAUUUAAUAAUAAUUAGAUGAGAUUUUUUAAUUAUUUUCAAAACUAAUAUUUCACUUAUUUGCAAAUAUUGUAUCUGUAUCCAUCAUUUAUACAUAUUCAUUAAUUAUAAUACUAAAAUGGGAAUUAAAUCAUCAUUAUAAUAUGCAUAAUACCAAUUAUUUUUAAUUAUUCCAUAUUUACAUACAUUCAAAGGAAUUACUUAUUACCUAGCAAUAAUCCUUUUACUAAAAGAUACCGUCCAUAUAAUUACCUUGUAAAUUUAUCAGAAAUAAUCCUUUUAUUAUUAUUUCCUUAUAUUGAUGAAAUGUUUUAAUCAAUAAUUCUACUGAUAUAAUUCUUAAUUCAAAUAAUUGAUGCAAUUUUAAAUUAACCUUACUCUUAAUCAAUGAAUCUGAAUUAUUGUAUAGGUUCAUCAAUAUUAUUUUAUUGUUCCAUGCUUAAAUGUUUAAGUAUUUAUUGGACAUAAAUAGAGUUUUUAUAUUUUUGUUUAAUUUUCAUUCCAUUGUUAACUUACAUAACUAAGAAAGUUUUGGAAUUAAUAUAUGAACAAAACUUAAAACUUUCAUAAUUAAAUAAAUCGAUAAUUAUUUAGAUGAUAGAUGAAUAUUACUAAAAAAAUAACAACGUUAUUCGUAUUAAAAUAAUAUCAACUAUACUUCUUAGAUAUUUAGUAUUGAGUAAUCUAAGAAUGAUAUCAGAUAAAUAGUUUAAUGAUUACAUUUUAAUUUUGUUUAAUUUUUAAUCUUUAUCAGUACAAGAGAAAUUCUUAGAUGAAGAUCUAAAUGCAUAUAAGAUUUUAUAUCUUUAUUAUACUUUAGAUAAAUAGAACUUAGCUUACAUAUAAAUUAAAUAGUUUUAGAUAUAUAAGAAAUGUCAAAGUCUUUAUUUUAGUAUACUACAAGAUUUUGUCUUAUAAAAUAUGUAUAAAAAAAUUGAUAAUAAAUAAUAACAGAAUUAAGGAAGAUUAGAAUUAUAAUAAAUCAAAUAAAGUCAAAUUUUACAAGAAAGAUGUGAGCCAAUGAUUAUGUAGAUUUUGGAAUUAAAAAUAAAAUAUUGGGAUUAAUUAUUAAAUGGUUAUGAAAAUAUUGAAUAAUUAAGUAAUGUAUCCAUGCAUUUAAGUUAAAAAGUAAUUAACUUGAAGGAUAUUGUUUUUAUGGAAUUAAAUUUAGAAAUAUUUACUCUUUAAAAAGAAUUGUUUAAACUUAAUUUAUUAGAUUUACGUUUACUCUCUUAAAUAUUUGCAACAGUUUUAAAUGAUUAUUAUACAACACUUUAAAUUGAAAAAAGAAUAGAAGAAAUUCUUAAUUUUGAGAGAUAUGUUUUAUCUAGAAAUAUCCAAAAUUUAGGUUUAUUAAAUGAUGAUGUCAUUAUUAUACCUGUAAGUAUGAUUAAAUAUCAAGGGAUGAUAUUGGGCAAAAGUAAAUAAAAAUUAUAUAACUUUUUUUAAUUUCCAAAUGAUGAUUCUAAUGAAUAAAUAUCUCAUAUUAAUUAAAUAUUACCAUAAUAUUUGUAGAAAAAGCAUGAACAAUUUUUGAAGAUGUUUCUAUAAACUGGGGAAUCAUCAUUAUUUAUUAUUAGUUAGGAUGUAUAUCCAAUUUAUUAUUCAGGAUUCUUGUUUAGUGGUACUUUAUAAUUGAUAUCCUCUUAUGAUUAAAUGGAGGAUUAUGUCUUAUCAGCUGUAUUAAAGAAAAACAUAGAUAAUGAUGAUUUAAUACUAUUUGAUGAAUCUGGCAAAAUCUUAGGUAUUGCAGAAUCAAUUUAUUAAUUAUUAUUAUUUAAUUCUUAAACAUAAGAUAGGAAUUAAUUUGAUAACAACAUAUUAGAUUCUUAUAUAUAUUUUUGGUUUAAGGAUCUUUUACUUUUGAUUAAUGAAUAUUAGGAUCAAUUUAAAAGUUAAUAAACAUAAUUAUAAAAUAUUUAAACAACCAUAAUCUAACCAAUAAAUGAUUUAUAAUCAUUUAUAAAAGAUCAUGAAAACUUUAGAAAAUUACAUUUUCUAACUUAGACACACUCUAUAAAAACAGAACAGGAUCCAUAAACAGAUUAAAAUCAAUAAAUUAAAAUAACUUGUUUUGAAUCAAAUUACAUUAAUUAAAUAAAUUAAUUUAUAAAUGAUUAAUUGCUUAAAUUAUAUCAGAAUCCUAUUUAUUUCUAAGUGACAUUUACUUUGAAUUUUAUUUAAAUGUAGGGUUGUCAUUAAUUAUUUCGUUUAACCAUAAAUGAAUAUUUUUAAAAAGAAAAAAAAUAUGUUGGAACAUAAAGUUUAUAUACUUCUUUUAUAAAUAUAAAAUCUUAAUUAGGUAUGAUAAGUGACUAUUAAAUAUAAACUGAAGAAGAUCUUGAUGAAUUAAAUUAAGGAUUGUUGAUUAAUUAACCCAUAAUUAAUAAGUUAUUCAUCAAAGAUACAGAUGAAAUACAGAAUAUAAGAGAUAUUAGUUAAAAAGAAGAUUUGAAUAUUUAGAAUAUAAUUGAGAGAGAUCAAAAAGAAAGUAAUUUAAUUUCUCCAAGAUUAAACAGAGAUAUAUUAAUAUAAAAAGAUUUAAUUGAUGAAGACUCUGAAUACAUAAGAGGAAAUGAAUCUAAUGAAAUAAAAAGUAGUUCUAAAAAAGAUAUUUAGGAGAAUAUUUAAUAGGUCAUUUAAAAAGAAGAAUUUGUUCAUGAAAAACAAUCUAAAUCUAGUAAUACUUCAAAUAAAACAUAAAAUUCCAUAUAUAAUUUAAUAAAGAAAUUAUAAUACACAUAAUAAUAUUAAACUUCCAUAAUAAAUACUAUAUUGAUAACAAUUAUAUUUACAAUAUUUUUAAUAAUACUAAUCAGUGUUGAAUUAUCAAUAAUUAGAGAGAACACAAAUAAGUUAGAAUAUAGUAUACCAUUAGUCAGAAUACCUUAAAGAUUUAAUAGAUUAUUUUGCACAUUUAUCACAAUAGGUUAACUUUAAUUGUAAUCAAAAUUAAUAAACUAAUCUUAUGGUGAUUAUUAUGAUUAUAGAAUAAAAAAUGAAAGUGCAUUAAGACAUGCUGAAAUUCAAAAUUUAAUGACAGAACUUUUAAAGGAGUUUUCUAUAAUGGAGGAAGAGGAAUAAUUGCCUAUAAUGGAAAUUCGAAUAAUUAAUGAAUACAUAUAUUAACUACAAAAUGUUAGUAUGAUAGAAUUUGAUACAUUGGUUAAUGCAAAAGUAGAUUAAUUAAAUGAAUUACUCUAAAAAAUUGAUGAAAAUGAUGAAAUAAUUAAAAGAGUUUAAAUACUUUUAUAAUUUUUAGAAGGCAAUUUAAUUAAUUAAUUAGAUCUAACAAUAGCUAUAGUUAAUUAAAUUGAAGAAAACUUUUUUAAUUUAAUAUAAUUAAAUCAAGUCGAAGAGCUAAUAUUUUUAGUAAUUAUUCUGUUGAUUGUUAUUAUAAUGUUAAUCUUAUAAUAUAAAUAAUGGCUGUAACCAUAUAAAUAUAUGUAAACAAUUUUGCUAUUAAUUGGUAACUUAUCUGAAAAAGAUAUAGAAUUUUCUGGAAUUAGGAUUUAUUUCAUAUUAUAAAAGCUAAAUCACAAUCAUUCAACUUGGAAAAACAUUAAUUACUUUCGCGAUUUCUUUUGGUAAUCUAAGAUGUCAAUAACACAUUAAAGUUUAAAAUUUUCAUUUUAAAUACAAUCAAAAGAGAAGAACAAAGUAAAAAUGUAAUAAUAAUAAAGAGCAAAAUAAACAUCUCGUAUUUAAGAAACAUAAUUUAAUAUUAAAAAUAUAUAAAUUAUUUUAUUUUUCUUAUAUGCAUUGUUGUCUGGUUAUGCCAUAUCUGCAUUUAUAAUUUUGAAAACAAAUAUGGACAAUAGUUAACCAGAACUUAAUAUUGCUAUGAAUUAUGUAAAAUUUAAAUAAGAUCUUGAUGGUAUUAUGAUUAUUAGCCAAUUAUUAAAAAGUUAAUAGAUUCUAAUUGAAGAAACUAUGGUAAGUGGAAUUUUCAAAAUGAAUCCACAAUUAAAUAACAAAGAAAAGUAUUUUCAAACAUUAUAUACUGAAUUAUUAAAAGAGUUUGCACCUUUAAUAAAUGAUAUGGAUGAAAUUUAUUCAAAAAUAUAUAAUAAUGUAAUAGAAUCUAGAAAAAUGAGUGAAUAAAAUAAAUAAUUAUUACUUAAUCUAUAUGAAAAAGAUCUCUGUGAAAUUAUCCCUACUAUCUUACCUUUUUGUACUUAUGAAUAAGAAAAAUUCAUUUAUUUUCCGACCUUUCCAGUUGCCAGCCCAAAUUUAAAUAAUAAAUAAAUUUAUUAACAUGGAAUUAAUGGCAUUUAUUAACAGUAAAAUAUUAAAAAUAUUAAUUAGGAUAAUAUCAAUAUUUAAUACUCAUUAUUCAUUAGAAAAAAGUGGUAUAGAGGAUACUAAUCACAUUAAUAUUCAUUAAUUUCUUUAGAGUUCAGAAUAUAUCUAAAUUAUUUUACCUUAUUUUUUUGACUUAAGUUAUGCAAUUUUAGAAUUCUAUUACAUUAUUAUCUAAGCAGCUCAAGAUAUUUUAGAAAAUGAUUACUGGAUGAUACUAUAAUAUUAUAUAAUUGCAGGAAUAGGCUGCAUUAAUAUAUUAUAUUUGGUAAUAAUAUUAAGAGCAAUCACUUUGUAAAAAAGAGUUCGUCUUAUCAGAUAAGCUCUAAUUGUUAUACCAUAUGAAUCAUUAUAAGAUUAAACUAUACUAAACUCUAUAAAAAAAAUUGAUAGAAAUAUUUGA
Molecule: messenger RNA, 5037 nt
Organism: Paramecium pentaurelia
Lineage: Eukaryota; Ciliophora; Oligohymenophorea; Peniculida; Parameciidae
Source: the annotation of a GenBank genome assembly